AUGGCGAUGGCGCCGUGCUGCGCGGAGUCUUCUGCUCCGGUGCCACCGCGUCGGGCCUUGCUGUUGCUGCCCAGAAGGCGUCCGCCGUUUGAGGGCGCUGUUCUAGCGGCGAUCGUAGCAGCCCCAGCACUUCUCCAGCGAGCUCGGCCAUGCUUGACACAGACUUUCAAAUCAAAGAGAUGCAAGGAACUUCCGCUUGGGGCGGCCUGCCUGGUGCUGUAUUCGGACGCGGAGGUCGGAACGGAACGAAGGCUGAGCCGCAUCCCCGACAUCCUCAAGGAAGCUGAGCAAUUGCUGGGACCGGGAGGCUCUGAAGAGGCAGAGACGGAGGCGCUCCAUCUCAGCCAGCACCUGAGGAGCUGCGGGGACCACCCCGGCCGACUCGGGCCCGGUGUGGGGCGCCUCAGUGCCUGGCUGAAAGAAGGUGCGUCUCAGGGUCGCCGCUUUCUGGGCGGAGACAGGCUGUCGUUGCGCAGCGAUGUUGCCCUCGUCGGUGCACUGCUCACAUCUCGUUCCUGGUGUCGCCGCCUAGCUGGUGCUUCAUUGCAGAAGCUGCAGGCUGCGAAGCAGCCUCUGAAAGGAACUGACUUGGUCCUGCAGUGGAUGCUCACGGUCUUGAGUGAAGAGCCGUGCCAGCAGGCAUUGAGGGCGGCCCGUGACUUGGAACCCUCCUGGCCCUCUUUGCACGACGAGGUCCUUCCCCCCGACCUUUGCGACUUCCUCCGCUCUCUUGAAGUGCCGGAGCCGCUCUGCGCACAGGAGCUCCUCUCGGCCAGGGAGAGGGAAGAGCUGGAAGAGGACCGCAGCCGGGCAGAGUUUCGAAGGGGCUUCCGGUCAUGGCAGGAGCAGAGGCAGGCUGAACUCGCCCCGCAAGGCGAGUCCGAAAGGUUCGUUUCGCCGCCUUUGAUUGACCGAGGCAGUCCGCAGGCUCCUCGAAUCGGGAGUGUGGAUGCAAAGUUUCGGACCAAGCACCACGAAGUGCGGCUGGAGAGACUUGGCCUGUGCCCCGCACUGCGCGGCUCGGCUCGAGACCUGAACCUUCGACUCUUUCCGGAUCGGGAUCCCGCCGUGGAAGCAAAAGGCAUCGAGAUCCUGCGAUUACUCGUCGAGUACCGAGGAUCGCUGGAGGCCUUGGACUCUGACGGUGGAACGCCGGCGUUCUAUGCGGCCAUGGCAGGAAAUGUACAGUGCUUCGAGUAUAUGCUGCAGGCCGGAGGUGAGAAGGUGUUUCACCACCAGGAUUACUUGGACCGAUACCCGCUCUACUGGGCAACAUCAAACGACCAGCCGGCAGUUGUAUGGCGUUUGUGGCAGCUCCAUAGCUUUGCCAACUUUGGCUCUUUGCACUUGCACGUCGAGCUGUUAUCACAGUGUGCUUGCAUCAUGUCGUGUGACAUCAUUCGCAAUCUCAGCCUCCGUAUCAGAACUCGUGCAGCAGCCAAGGAUGCACGCAGCCGGCAUGGGCGAACUGCACUGGCGAAGGCUUUCUCGUCGAUGGCUCUCACGUUGCGGGACCUCAGGUCUGUGCCUGUUCAGGCUGCCUGGUCAGACUCGCCGGACAUCGCCGCGAUGCUCCUGGAGAAGCGUGCGGAUCCACGAAUCGUCGACGAUCACGAACGCACAGUUUUACACAUGGCAUCUUGGGGUGCUUGGGGUGGCCGGCGUGGUGGAAAAUUUGUGAAUGGCCGCGCUGCGGGGGCCAGUCCCAGAUGCUUGCGGCUUAUCCUGACCACGGAGGAGGGGCGCCUUUGCAUGCACUCUGCCGAUCGUGAUGGCGGGACGCCGAUUGCGAUCGCAUCAGCAACGGGUGCAUUGGAUGUCCGUGAUCCUCCGCCCGAGCUGCAGGAUUUUCUGCCUCUUGCAGCGGCAGCUUUCCGCGGCCAUGUCGACUGCAUGCAGAUGCUGCUGAAUGCUCGAGCGACGCCGGAGCUUCGCGCAAAGAGCACCGGCAGGUCUGCCAUGGACUUCGCCGUGAUCGGACAGGAGCUCCCCACUGCCGAGCUCUUGGCAAACCAGCUGCUGCCGGGUGCCAGCACAACUGCGAUCUUUGCAACAGCUCUGACCUGGGCUGUGCACACUGGAGUGCCAGGCAUGAUUCGACUGCUUGCUCAGCGUUCUCCGGAGGCCUUGGAGAGUCAGGACUUCGUCCACCUGGUCUUGAUGCACGGGCCAAGCAGCCGUGCCGAGGUCACGUGGCCGCCCUUCCCCGCCAAUGCCGAGCAGCAGCCGGCACCACCUCCGCCUCCCAGGCAGUCGGCGCUGCGUCGAGGACAUCUCAAGCCGUUCAGCUCGGUUUCCAUCACAUGCUGCCAAGCCCUUCUGGAGGCAAGGGCUGAGGUGACCGAGUCAACGCUGACCAGUGUGCUGAGGCGUGGACUCGGCCGCGGCCCAGAGUCGGAGGCUGUGCUUCUCGACGCGCUGCUGCGACAAUACACGAGGCUUCGGCCUCAACCGAGCAAGCUGGCCUGGCCGCUGGUUGCAGCGGCAGCGGCCGACAGUCCGGCUGCCGUGUCACUCCUACUUGCAUCGAAAGCAGAUCCUGCUGGUGCAGAUGGAUUUGCUUUCACCGCAGCUGCCGACUCUGAAGAGUGCCUCGCCCUGCUGCUCAAGGCCUGUGAGGGAGUGCCACGCUGUCCGAGGACGCUGGAUGUGACAGAAGACGACAAAGUCAGCCUUCUGGAGGUUGCUGCGGCCACAGGAAACGCACAGUGCGUGGCCCUGCUGCUGCGUGGUGAUAACCUGGCGGCAUCGGCAGCAGCUGCAGCGGCUCAGCGCGCUGAGCACUUCGACAUCUCUCGUUGGCUUCAAUCUGCAGAGGGUGUAAACAGUGUGGUCCUGGGCUUUAGCACCUCACCGUGUGACAGAUCUGCGAGGACGGCAAGGACCAGCGACGAUCUUUCCGAAGGAGCGCAGCUGCUGUCCUGGCAAUCCCUGCUGAAACCUGCAGAUGCCGUGAUUCGCUCCUGUUCCUGGAUAGAGAGCUUGGCUGAUGCAAGACAAGCUUUGCGCUCGCUGAAGGAGGACCUGGACAAGUCGGCCAUCCUCGGAGUCGACCUGGAGUGCUAUGGUGACGUGGUUUGUACCUUGCAGAUGGCGACAGUCAAACGGACGGUCGUCCUGGACGCGUUGAAACUACAUGGCGACGUUGCCGAGCUUGUGAGCAGUAUUUUUUCGGACGGAUCCGUCAUCAAGCUCUUCCAUGCACCCAGAAACGAUAUGCGGUGGCUUUGGAGCAAUUUCGGCAUCCAAGUAGUGAACAUGUUUGACACAGACACUGUGGCCAUGCUGGUGUACGAGCGAAAGCUUGGGGUUGGACGCCACCGCAGCCUGAAAGAACUUUGCAAGCGCUUCCUCCAGAUGGAUCUAGAGAUGCUUGCCUAUGCCGCACGCGACGCAGAAGUGCUGCUGCCCUUGGCCAAGCACCUGGCCAGCAUGGCAAACGACCAAAGGCUAUUGAAGGAGUCUUUGCAGUCGUGCCGCCGGCAGCAGGACAUCUCUGGCAAAGAAGGGAUACGAGUCGAACUCCUCGGAACAGAGAAAGAAGAGUCAUCCACUACGUGA
Messenger RNA from Symbiodinium sp. CCMP2592, 3561 nucleotides. The record is from the annotation of a GenBank genome assembly. Lineage: Eukaryota; Dinophyceae; Suessiales; Symbiodiniaceae.